Messenger RNA from Loxodonta africana (African savanna elephant), 6036 nucleotides. It is a transcript of the gene ZBTB8A, whose product is annotated as zinc finger and BTB domain containing 8A. Gene Ontology annotation, biological process: regulation of transcription by RNA polymerase II. The transcript is spliced from 5 exons. Bases 449 to 1771 code for a protein of 440 amino acids. The record is from RefSeq and is a predicted model, not a curated record. NCBI's taxonomy places the organism in Eukaryota, Metazoa, Chordata, Mammalia, Proboscidea, Elephantidae. Gene Ontology annotation, molecular function: DNA-binding transcription factor activity, RNA polymerase II-specific; RNA polymerase II cis-regulatory region sequence-specific DNA binding; protein binding.
UACAAUUUAAAAUUUAAGCUCCUGACUAAAUAAUGAUUCCGCAGUCAACUGCUAUAGAAUCUGGGCACCCAGUGCUUCUGGAGGGUGCAUCGGGGUGUAGGCAAGGGCAGGGGGAGUGGGCGAAGCUGCUGGUUGGUGCCUGAAAUCUGUGCGUUGCCCCUUUAAUUGUGUCCCCAGCCCUCGGGCGUUUCUGUCCAACGCCCACGUCAGCAAAUACCUUUUGUUUCUCUCACGUUGGGGCUACUUGUUUUAGGGCGCAAAGGAACGGCUUCGUAAAGGGGUUAUUUCCCCCGCCGAGAACCUGGAAUCUUCUCCCAACCCGCGCGCACGACCCGUAAGGGACGGUCCUUCUCCAUAUACAGGCUGUGUUUGACUUGGAACCUUCCCUUCUUUACUUCAUUCACUUGGCUUAACAGGGUUGUAGGAGCAGCAUCCAUAUAGCUCCAGAAUGGAGAUCUCCUCCCAUCAGUCUCACCUCCUGCAACAACUGAAUGAGCAGCGCAGGCAAGAUGUAUUUUGCGAUUGCAGUAUUCUAGUCGAAGGGAAGGUCUUCAAAGCACAUCGGAAUGUAUUAUUUGCUAGUAGUGGCUACUUUAAAAUGCUUCUUUCUCAGAAUUCGAAGGAGACAAGUCAGCCAACGACAGCUACAUUUCAGGCUUUCUCCCCUGACACUUUCACGGUUAUUCUGGACUUUGUCUAUUCAGGAAAACUGUCUCUAACUGGCCAGAAUGUCAUAGAAGUGAUGUCAGCUGCUAGCUUCCUUCAGAUGACUGAUGUCAUUAGUGUAUGUAAGACUUUUAUUAAAUCUUCAUUAGAUAUUAGCGAGAAAGAAAAAGAUCGCUAUUUCAGUCUCUCAGAUAAAGAUGCCAAUUCUAAUGGCAUAGAACGUUCCUCUCUUUAUAGUGGUGGCUGGCAAGAAGAAAGCAGUUCUCCACACUCUCACCUAAGCCCCGAUCAAGGAACAGGGGUAGUAAGUGGGAAGUCUUGGAGUAAGUAUAAUUACCAUUCAGCCUCCCAAAGAAAUACUCAGCAACCUUUGGCCAAGCAUGAACAAAGGAAAGAUUCCAUCAAAAAGUCCAAACAUUUGAGGUUGUCACAGCCUUCUGAAGUUACUCAUUAUAAGUCAAGCAAACGAGAAGCACGGACAUCUGAUUCUUCCAGCCACGUUACCCAAUCUGAAGAACAAGCUCAAAUUGAUGCUGAAAUGGACUCAACACCUGCUGGCUAUCAGUAUGGUCAAGUUUCUGAUAUCACAUCCAGAAGUUUUCCAGACGAUCUGCCCAGGAUGCGAUUCAAGUGCCCAUACUGUACCCACGUGGUGAAGCGGAAAGCUGACCUAAAGCGUCACCUUCGUUGUCACACAGGUGAAAGGCCCUAUCCGUGUCAAGCUUGUGGAAAAAGAUUCAGCAGGCUAGACCAUCUAAGCAGCCAUUUUCGAACGAUUCACCAGGCAUGCAAACUAAUCUGCAGAAAAUGCAAACGCCAUGUGACUGAUCUGACGGGGCAAGUGGUACAGGAAGGAACCAGGCGCUACAGACUCUGUAACGAGUGCCUCGCCGAAGUUGGGAUAGACAGCCUCCCCAUCGAUUUGGAAGAACAACGUCUUAUGUCCCCGUCGGAAGGAGAUAAGGAUUCCAGAUGGCACUUGAGUGAAGAUGAGAAUAGAUCCUAUGUGGAGAUUGUAGAGGAUGGUUCUGCUGAUCUGGUCAUACAGCAGGUCGAUGAUAGUGACGAAGAAGAAGAAAAGGAAAUAAAGCCCAACAUUAGGUAGCUGUAAUGUGAACCAACAGAGCUGGCGUGUCUGUGAUUUACACUGACUUCCUGUAUCUCUCUCUUUACACGGGCAGAGUCUGGUUAACCAGCUUAUAUUGACAAAAGAAAUGACCUGACAUAACUUGCAUGCUUUUCCGAACAGGCCAUUGUGUCCAGUCUGAACUUUGUUGCCCUACAAUAUGUUGCUGCACUGGAAAGAAAGACCUAGCUUGAGUUGGCAUGAUGGAUGAACAAUUAAUCCUUUUACUUUAUUACAGAGGUACUUUUUUUUCUCCUAAUAGUGGAAGAUGUACUUACCAAAUUUUUUUCAAAGAAAAUAUUUUAAGUAAAUUGACCACAACCAAACUUCAUGUAAGACAAGUUCAAGGUGCUUCAAAAAUACAUUAACUAAACCAAUAUCGAAUUUUUAUAGGGAACCAGGUAAUAGCACAUUUAAGGGUCUGGCACCCCACCUGACUGAACUAAGAAAUCUUUGUGUUAAUUUCAGAUCUGAAACAACCUAUUCCAGUAUCUUAAGUGUUUUAGAAGUAUGGCUGAAAACUAAUAGAAAAUAUUUAAAAUCAUUCAUAUUUGAAAAGUUUUUCAUUAAUUAAAAAAUUAUAUCGUCAGUACUGUUAAAACAAAAAAUCUAAAGUGGGACUGACCCAAGAUUGUGUACAGGGUUCACUUUCUUAAAGGAGGAAGCUAAUGCUGCCUGAAAGUCAAGGUAAUAUGUGAAGACCUGUCAAAAUAGCUCUCUUCUUCUCCUAAAGGAAGAAAGGAAAAAGAAAAAAAAAAAAAAACAGGAGGCUCUUAAGAAUAAUUUCUAACAUUUAUGUAGUGCUAUAUUAUUUAUAAAGUGCUCUCACACACAUUAUCUCACUUAAUCAGCAAGGUAGAUAUUAUCUCUGGUUUACAAAUGAAGAAAUUCAGGUCAGAAAGUUGAGCGGUGGGACGGUGAUUAGACAGGCUGUGGUUUUAAACACAGGCUCCUUUCAGCUCUCCCCACACGGCUCCUGAAAUAGCUGAGAAUUAAAGUCAAGCCUCACCGACCUACAGUAAUUAUAAAAGUAAGCCAAUCAGAAUUAGAAGGCUUGAAAGAAGAGGAAUUUACUCAUCUUAAAAAUAUAUAUAUAUCUUAGAGUUAUUCAAAUAGUGCUCAGUGAUGUCCCUACAGAACCUAUUGACAUGUUUUUAUGUCGUUAUUUAUAUGUAAAUUUAAAAUACUAUAAAACUGCUUGAACAAGUUACCCUAUUACAUACUUUAAGCAUUUUUGCUUAUCUUGUUUAUAUAAUAUUUCAAAACAAACUUUCUUCCUAGGGUACGAAGUUAAGUUUAAACCCCUCCCCUGUAUGAAUUACCAAACAUUCCAAAGUUACACCUAAAUUGCAAAAACAUGAGUGUUGCGCUAAAGAUAAGGCCUAAGUACCAGAACUAAAGAAAAGAACUUUAUAAAGGUCACUGCAGGUUAUCACAGUGAAGCUUUAUAUAUAUUUUCAUUUUGAUAGCGGCUCCAUGUGUUAUACUGUAUUUUUAAAUGCCAUGAUCUAUCUCAAGAUGGUACUUUUUAAUGUUAUUUUGUCUUAUUUUUUAAAGUGAUUGUCCUUGAUACCAACUUGUGGGUUAAAAUGGUUAGUUUCAGAAAAAUUUUUUAUAAAUGGAUGAAUAACCAAUUUGUUUUAUGGUACAUAAUGCGGAGACUUUAAGAUUCCCCUGAAGGCAAAUUGUUUCUAGACCUGAUGGUAUAGGUUGAGUUCAUUGUUCUUCCACCAUGACCACUCCUGAAUCAGGAGUCUUAACAUUUAAGCUAUAUCCAGAUGAGGGAAGGAACCAGAGUGAUGCUAUACCUUUCAAAAUUGUAACCUGAUUUUUAGCAAUGGGCCCAGUAGGAAAAAUGGCCGAUGUGAGCUUUAUUCAUAGAAAUAAAGGAGUGCUUGCAUGUGUAUACUCUAACACACUUUAGUCUAUGAUCUAAAUGUUCUUCUAUGCUAUUAUCUUCUGCAUGCAAACUUUACAUACAUGAGCAUGAAUGUCAGCAAAGCCCAUUGAACACAGCACUUGUAGAAUAACUGCCUUUCAGAAAUAAUGCUUUCCCAUAAUUGAUUAUAAUAAGCACCAAGCAAUCCCCACAAAACAGCUAUCAAUUCCACCAAACUAGUCAGCACAUCUGUUCUAUCAUUUUAGUAUCAUAAAAGGGAGACAUUUAUGACAUGUUUGUACAUUGUAAAUAAUAACUCCAGGCAUCAUAUCAUAUCUAUGUAAGACUUUAAGAGACCAAUUCUUUUCUAGAGUGAAACUAUUAAUGGUUUCUGAAGAAAUGGAAUUGUUUAGCUUUUAAACGUGUCAAAAUAUUACAUAGGGGUAUAAUCUGUUUAAAUAAGCUUUAUUUAUGCCAGGGAUUUUUUUUUUUUUUUUUAAUCAGAAAAGUAAUGAAUGGGAGUCGAUUAGACCAGAGUUCGCUGACAGGAAUGCCUAUCCAACUCUAUUGUCCUCAAGUAUGUCUGGUUGAUGGGCUAAAGUUUUGCAUAAAUGAAAUAUCACUGCAGCCAUGUCUGGUAUCUGGAGGAAGCAGGAUCAGUGGUUUAAAAUAAUUUUACCUUUCCUUCAAAUGAAUUGCUUCACAGAGAAGUUCAAUAUUUAAGUGAUAAACUUUUAUUACCAGAGCUGCUUUGGUUAAAACCUUUUCAUCUCCCACCCCAUGAACCUUCCCCGAGACACCUCUACAGAGCUCAGGAGCACAGCUUUCAAAACCACUGAACUAGAAAUUUCUUGAAAUCCCUUUGAACAUUACUAUCUCUGUCCUUGUAAGCAGGCAACCAUGGGAUCUCUUUUAGACUAGCAGAUUAAUCCUUACCACACUAUAGUCCUUCUAAAUGUGGUUGUCGGGUCUUAAGACUUUUCAAGAACAAAAUUUUCAAUAUUAUGUUUUCGAGUGAUGGAAUCAAAACAAACAUGGUUACCACCUUCAUGUGGCCAAGUCACUGUUUAAUGGAUGAAAAAGUUUGAUGUUUCAGUUAUAUAUGAGUUCAGUACUCAGUUCAUUAAAGUUGUUUUGCCAAGUCGUGGUAAGAUAUACUGAAAUUUCCUCUCCUAUUGUUUUUUGAAUUUUUUUUUAGCCUUAAAAUUAAUAAUAUGGAAAAUCACUAAAAACAGCACAGCAUGAGUUGGUGUUACGUUUAACUAGGAAGGGUAAUAACAAUAGAUGCAGGAGAACCUAAACAGAAAGUUCAAGGUUAUUUUAUAUGAGAACGGAUCAGUGUUACUAUUUAUCAUUUACAGUGAAACCUGUGAGAGCUAGAACUCCACGGGACUGCCUUGUUUUUCCAAAUCUCACGAGUUUUCCACCUUUGACAGGGUACAGUCUUACCACUUUUCUAUUGCUUUCUAUUCUAUUGGAAAAAAGUUUUCCUUCUUCGACAGUUUUCUGCCUUACGCAGGUCCCCACUUUCACAGGCUUUACUGUAUAUAGCAUUUUAUAUUUGCAAAAUGUUUAAUUUUUGUCACUUAUUCUUUGCAUAUCUAUGAAAGUUCAAAAAUUGAGGCACCUAACAGUAAGAUAACCCAUUGAAACAAUGGCAAAAAUAGGACUUAGACGAUUAGAUUUUCUGAAUCCUAGAAUACCUACUGAACUCGCUGAGGUAUAUUGUGUAUCACUCUAUUUUAUGAGAUGACUUUAUACAAAUAACAGUAAAUUGUUUUAAAGCUGACCUCAUUGUGUGUGGAUAAAUCCUGUACAAAAUAAAUAUUAUGUAAUGUAAUGAAUACAACUAGCUACAAGAGUGUUAAUCAUAAAAUUCAGGUUAUCACAGAAAUGGCACUUUUUUAAAAAUUUUUAUUGUGCUUUAAGUGAAAGUUUAUAAAUCAAGUCAGUCUCUUAUACAAAAGUUUAUAUACACCUUGCUGUAUACUCCCAACUGCUCUCCCUCUAAUGAGACAGCACACUCCUUCCCUCCACUCUCUAUUUACGUGUCCAUUCGGCAAGCUUCUGACCCUCUCUGCUCUCUUAAUCUUCCCUCCAGACAGGAGAUGCCAACAUAGUCUCAUGUGUCUACUUGAUCGAAGAAGCUCAUUCUUCACCAGUAUCAUUUUCUAUCCCGUAGUCCAGUCCAAUCCCUGUCUGAAGACUUGGCUUUGGGAAUGGUUCCUGUCUUGGGCUAACAGAAGGUCUGGGGACCAUGACCUCCGGGGUCCAUCUAGUCUCAGUCAGACCAUUAGGUCUGGUCUCUUUAUAAGAAUUUGGGGUCUGCAUCCCACUGCUCUCCUGCUCCCUCAGGGGCUCUCUA